Molecule: messenger RNA, 981 nt
Organism: Suillus subaureus
Lineage: Eukaryota; Fungi; Basidiomycota; Agaricomycetes; Boletales; Suillaceae
Exons: 15
Coding region: 1-981 (326 amino acids)
Source: RefSeq, a predicted model, not a curated record
AUGAUCCAUCACGAUAUCUUCGCCGGCAUAGCGUCCCCAGUAUCCGGUCUUGAUGGGCUCCCAGCUCAUUUAAAGAAGGUGAACGGACGUGUAUAUGAAACCCAAUUGUUUCCUCUCAAACGAAUCCAGAUGGAGUAUUCAACGGACGAUGUCACAGCGACCAGAACUCUGCAGCUCUUGGCGUACCUAUACACGUCGAUGGCGACAUUCUGGACUUAUGACUAUAUUUGUUCCCUUCACGAAGAGUGGACAUUCCUACUUCGGUCGCGCUGGACCAAAGUAAAAGCCCUGUAUAUCACUGCACGGUAUGUCCCCUUUUUAAUCACCACCAUGAACUUAUAUUUGAUCCUGGCCCCGAACGAGAAUACCAAUAAUUGCCAGAUACCGAUCAAUCUUAUCACAUCCUUGAGUCUGAUUUCACUCACUUGCUCUGAAUGCCUUUUUGUCCUUAGAACGUAUACGCUCUGGAACAAAAAUAGAAUUCUACUCGUAGCCAUGCUGUUCACCCUUUUUGCUAUCACCGUACCAUCCUUCAUUAUUGGGUUUACUGCUACUGCGACCUCUUCUUCUACAGCUAGUGCGAUCCCAAGCUGCGACCGGAGCUCGGGCAGUUUCUCAUUCCUCAUACCGUUUAUUCUCUUGCUUGUAUUCCAACUGGUACUGAUAUCCCUCACACUCGUGCGUGUUAUGCAGCGUUGGCGGUCGGCCAAGGGCCCUCUGUAUGCCAUCCUAGUGAAGCAUAACAUAUUCUACUAUGCAUGUGGUCUGCUUCUCUCGGUCGCGAACGUCGUUAUGCCAGUGUUGCCGCUUUCUGAUUCCAUAUCCUACUUCCUCCCUAAAGGUUUUGAGGUCUUUAUCCUUGCGAUUCUCGCUACGCGCAUGCACCUCCAUCUCUGGAAUAUGGGCCAGCACGUGCGCGACUCUGACAUCGCCGUGUGUAUAUCUAUGUCGGACAUGUCACCUGCAGACUGUACGGUGUAA